ACAGUCUGCCAGUUGGGUCUGGUAGACUGCAGUCCCGACGUCACAGUCAUUGUAGAUCCCGAGGUUGACACUAGUGAUGACCACAAUGAUGACGAUGAUGUUGACAGAGAAACAGACACUGAAGACACCAGGAAUGACAACAAUGUUAUAACAAGAAAGAAUAAGUCGGGUACUGGCAGUACUGGAGGUAUAGUAUCAGGGGUUGUAGUCACUCUCUUCCUUGUCCUGGUCUUGAUAGCGGCGGUAGUUGUGGUAAUCAUCUGCUUCAGAUGGAAGACCAAGCAAAUGGCGGUGAACACCAAACAGGUCAAUAUUAACCAGCACUACGAGUCACACGACAUGCUCCAAGAUGGAGAGAAACAUCUCGAUAACCUUGUGUACAGUUUCGGAAACGACCAGAAAGCUCCGCAGCCUCAAACGGAUAAAGAUCCCAAGGAGCACGACUUUGCGAACCCACUCUACUCUCUGGCAGAGGUUGAGAAGCCUCAGCGCAGCACCAUUGAUAUCUAUUCAGAUGAUGAUCUAGAGUAUGCAGUGCCAGAGAGGAAGGAUAAGGGUACUCAGUCUUCUAGUGAAUUAAACAAUCCCGAACCUGCCUAUGCAUAUGCUGAAAAUGAGUUUGCCUGCAAUGGGACGGUGGUCCAGCACCCAGAGUACGGAGAGGUCAUCCAGCUCACCGGAGACCAGAGGAACCACAUCUACGAGUUUCUCCUCCAGGUCGGCUUCUGCACCAAGGACCAGCUGAAGCUGCACGGAUUCUGA
This is a messenger RNA of Geodia barretti, 762 nucleotides long. Lineage: Eukaryota; Metazoa; Porifera; Demospongiae; Tetractinellida; Geodiidae. The record is from the annotation of a GenBank genome assembly.